This is a messenger RNA of Hansenula ciferrii, 420 nucleotides long. RefSeq names its product DNA-directed RNA polymerase core subunit RPO26 (gene RPO26). The transcript has 2 exons. The record is from RefSeq and is a predicted model, not a curated record. Bases 1 to 420 code for a protein of 139 amino acids. Gene Ontology annotation, biological process: DNA-templated transcription. NCBI's taxonomy places the organism in Eukaryota, Fungi, Ascomycota, Saccharomycetes, Phaffomycetales, Wickerhamomycetaceae. Gene Ontology annotation, molecular function: DNA-directed RNA polymerase activity; DNA binding. Gene Ontology annotation, cellular component: RNA polymerase III complex; RNA polymerase II, core complex; RNA polymerase I complex.
AUGUCUGAUUACGAUUUCGAACAAGAAUACAACUCUGAUUAUGAAGAUAUACAGCCACAACAAGAAGAAGUUGCUGAAGAUGGAAGAACUAUAGUUAACGGUGGUACUGGUGCUGAUGAUUUCCAACAUGAACAAGCUAGAAGAAAAACCACUAGAGAAUUAGCUAUUAAAAAGGAAGAUAGAACUACAACCCCAUAUAUGACUAAAUAUGAAAGAGCAAGAAUCUUAGGUACAAGAGCUUUACAAAUAUCUAUGAAUGCACCUGUAUUAGUUGAUUUGGAAGGUGAAACUGAUCCUUUACAAAUUGCUAUUAAAGAAUUAUCUCAAAAUAAAAUCCCAUUGGUGAUUAGAAGAUAUCUACCUGAUGGAAGUUAUGAAGAUUGGGGUUGUGAUGAAUUAAUUGUUGAUAUUGAUGUUUGA